Messenger RNA from Meira miltonrushii, 4390 nucleotides. RefSeq names its product phosphoribosylformylglycinamidin. Bases 40 to 4329 code for a protein of 1429 amino acids. Gene Ontology annotation, biological process: 'de novo' IMP biosynthetic process. The transcript has a single exon. The record is from RefSeq and is a predicted model, not a curated record. Gene Ontology annotation, molecular function: phosphoribosylformylglycinamidine synthase activity. NCBI's taxonomy places the organism in Eukaryota, Fungi, Basidiomycota, Exobasidiomycetes, Exobasidiales, Brachybasidiaceae.
UUUGAUUCGGUGAUCAUCAUCAUUCCAAAGGAGAAGGUCAUGCUUACUCUUUUGGGCCCUUCGCCAUUUGGCAAGCCGAAAAGGUCGCAAUUACUUGCGGCUUUACAGGCUAUCCAACCGUCUAUUCAGUCUAUCGAUGCUCUGCAUCUUCACUUUGUCUCUAUCCGCCAAGAUGCUCAAAUCACUGAAGAGCAAAGGAAGAUUUUGGAUAGUCUACUAGUUUAUGGUGACGAUAUCGCUUUUCCUGCAACAAAAGAAACAAUCUCAAAAGCACUAUCUUCCAAACAAGAAGAUGGCAAGACAAGCACGUUCUUCGUCACACCUAGACCGGGCAGCAUUUCACCAUGGUCAUCAAAGGCGACAGAUAUCGCGCGUAUGUGCAAUUUAGACUCUUGUGUAGAUCGAAUUGAAAGAGGAACAGCCUAUUUGAUCGAAAGCACAACUCCAUUGGAACUUGAUCCAAGCAUUCUAAGCCUUCUUCAUGACCGAAUGACUCAGCUUUUGGAUCGCGAUCCUCCAAGUUCUGCUAGUCUCUUUGGUCAAGCACCUCCCGCACCUUUGAGAAGCGUGCAACUAUCCGAUUCCAAUCAAAAGCCAGACCGUAACACUGCCCGUGAAAGACUUGCACAAGCGAAUCAAGAACUCGGUCUCGCUUUGGCCAAUGAUGAGAUCGAUUAUCUUGCAGACGCUUUUGUAGCAAACGACGAAAAUGCCUCUGAUGCCCUUCGUCGUGAUCCAACGGAUGUUGAACUGUUCAUGUUUGCUCAAGUGAACUCUGAGCAUUGCAGACACAAAAUCUUUAAUGCGGAUUGGACGAUCGACAAUAAAUCAAUGCAAAAUACUUUGUUCGGCAUGAUCAGAAAUACCCACAAGAUAACACCGCAAUACACAAUCAGUGCUUAUAGCGAUAACGCCGCCGUCUUGGAAGGAAGUGAAGCCUAUCGAUUUGCGUCAGCUCCUACAUCUUUGGGCAAGAGCACUCAUGCAGUUUAUGCCGGUCAAAAAGAAGAUAUGCCAAUGAUUGUCAAGGUAGAGACACACAAUCAUCCUACUGCAAUUUCUCCAUUCCCUGGAGCUGCUACAGGAUCAGGUGGUGAAAUCCGUGAUGAAGGUGCAGUCGGAAGAGGUAGUAAGCCCAAAGCUGGAAUUGUUGGUUUUAUGACUUCGGAUCUUUUACUACCCGAACAUGAGAACAAUAUUGGAGAGGGUUUGACUGGGUUGCGUGGACCUCAUAUGCCAUGGGAAUUGCACGUAGGAAAGCCUGGUCACGUUGCAAGUGCGUUGGAUAUCAUGACAGAGGCACCUUUGGGAAGUGCAAAUUUUAACAAUGAAUUCGGAAGACCAGGAUUGGGUGGAUUCUGGCGAACAUUCACACAAGAGGUUCAAUUCAAGGACCAGGAUGGCCCCUCUAAAGACGUUCGUGGUUACCACAAACCUAUCAUGCUUGCUGGUGGUGUGGGCAAUGUUCGCCCACAGUAUGCACUCAAAUCAAAAAUUACUGAUGGCAGUGCAAUUAUCGUUUUGGGAGGUCCGGGUAUGUUGAUCGGUCUUGGAGGUGGUGCGGCAUCGUCCAUGGCUUCAAGCGCAAAUCGGGCUGAUUUGGAUUUCGCAAGUGUGCAAAGAGAAAAUCCAGAAAUGGAACGCAGGUGUCAAAGUGUAAUUGAUGCAUGUUGCUCAUUGGGUGACACAGCCCAUGGUACGUUGGAAGGUGAAAUAUUGAAAGGCAAUCCUAUUCAAAGCAUUCAUGAUGUCGGAGCUGGAGGAUUGAGUAAUGCUUUGCCGGAGUUGGUUCACGAUAGUGAUUUGGGUGCCGUCUUUGAGAUUCGUGACGUUCUGGUUGCCGAUCCAGGUAUGAGUCCGAUGGAGAUUUGGUGCAACGAAAGUCAAGAACGAUAUGUCUUAGCUGUCAAGCAAGAAGACUUGAACAGAUUCAAGGAGAUCUGCGAGCGUGAAAGGUGUCCUUUCUCGGUGGUGGGCAAGGCUACAAGUGAAUUGCGUCUUGUCGUGACGGAUAGACUGCUUGGAAACAAUGCCAUUGAUCUGCCAAUGUCUACACUCUUCGGCAAACCGCCAAAGAUUGCAAGAAAGGCACAAACGGAGACGAUUGACUAUCCAGCUUUCGAUACCAGCCUGCAGAAAUAUUUGCCAAACUCUGGCUCUCUUUCAGAGGCAAUUGCAGAGGCAUGCGAUCGUGUGCUCCACCUUCCCACCGUAGCAUCAAAAUCAUUCUUGAUCACAAUCGGUGAUCGUUCCAUUACCGCAUUGGUUGCAAGAGAUCAAAUGGUGGGACCAUGGCAAGUGCCAGUGGCGGAUGUUGCUGUGACGAGAACAUCUUAUGGAUUCUUGGACGCCUUGACUGGAGAAGCAAUGACAUCUGGAGAAAGAACGCCACUUGCCUUAAUCAAUCCAGCUGCUUCUGCAAGAAUGGCAGUAGGUGAAGCUUUGACUAAUUUAGCUGCAGCAAGCGUGCCUGCUAUGGAACGAAUCAAGUUGAGUGCUAACUGGAUGUGCGCGGCUUCUCAUCGUGAUGAGGGUGCCAGAUUGUAUGAAGCGGUAGAGGCUAUCGGUAUGGAUUUGUGUCCCGCACUAGGAUUAGCAAUUCCAGUCGGAAAAGAUUCCAUGUCAAUGAAGAUGGCCUGGCAGUCGGACAAUAAGGAAUCAAAAUCUGUGACAGCUCCGAUGAGUGUUAUUAUCACAGCAUUUGCUCCAGUUGACAGCAUUGACCGGACAUGGACACCACAACUUCGAACAGAUGUUGAGGAUGAAACAUGUUUGUUCUUUAUCGACCUUGCAAAUGGAAAGCAAAGAUUAGGUGGAUCAUGUCUAGCUCAAGUGUUCAGUCAAUUAGGAGGCAGUGAAUGUCCAAAUGUAGAAGAUGCUUCCAUCUUGCGCGGUUUCUUCCAAGCAUGCCACACUUUGAAACAGCUUCGGGUUCAGAAUAGACAAGAGGAUGGCUUGGUUCUCGCUUAUCACGAUCGAAGUGAUGGAGGCUUGCUCACCACUGUUGUAGAGAUGGCCUUUGCUGGUCAUGCAGGUCUGGAUAUCAAUCUAGACAGUCUUUUGCAACAACUAUCGGAUCCAACAUCCGCACUCUUCAACGAAGAAUUGGGUGCAGUCAUGCAAAUCAGAUCCCGCGAUGUGAAAGCGGUCACAGCCGUGUUGGCCGAAGCAGGCGUCCCAACCAAUUGCAUGCACAUUAUUGGAAAAGUGUUACCGUCAACUGAUCAAUCGAUCACAGUUCGUGCCAGUGGCAAGAUUCUAUUGCAAAGUGAUAGAGCCUCUCUGCAAAAGUCUUGGUCAGAAACAUCUUUCCGCAUGCAAGCCAGACGUGAUAAUGCCCUUUCAGCACAAUCCGAAUUUGCAUUGAUCACAAAUGAGGCAAGAGGCGCUCAUACGCUUUCGUAUGAUCUUACGUAUGUUCCUGGUACAGAUUACCUUGGUGCUUUGAAACCAUCUUUGGUUCCCCUUGAUGUUCGACCAAAGGUUGCCAUUCUCCGUGAACAAGGUGUGAAUGGACAUAUCGAAAUGGCGUUCGCUUUCGAUCAAGCCGGUUUCACCGCUGUUGAUGUGCACAUGAGCGACCUGAUCGCCGGAAGGGUUACUUUACGUGACUUUGUUGGUUUGGCAGCCUGCGGUGGUUUCAGUUAUGGUGACGUUUUGGGAGCUGGAAAUGGUUGGGCUCAAUCGUGCUUGCUAAUUUCUCAAGUUUAUGCUGAACUGGAUGCAUUCUUGAACAAGCGCUCAGAUACGUUUGCUCUUGGUGUUUGCAAUGGAUGUCAAUUCUUCAGUCAUUUGGCUAGAUCGGGUUUGUUGAAGACCGGCAGCGCUACCGGAUCAAAUCAAUUGGUCUGGCCACGUUUCACAAACAAUAUGAGCGAAAGGUUCGAAGGACGAGUAAGCAUGGUUGCAAUCAAUGACACUCCAGCCGUUAGACAGAAUGUCUUUUUACGUGAUAUGAUUGGAAGCCGAUUGCCAUCCAUCAUUGCACAUGGUGAGGGAAGGGCAGCAUUCGAAAAUCAAGAGACGGAACUACAAGCUUUGGAAUCUGCUGGUUCAGUUGCCAUUCGAUUUGUUGAAGAUGGUCAAUCUGAUAUCACCAAAGGAACUACUCGUUACCCAAUCAAUCCGAACGGCAGUCCCAACGGUUUGACAGGUUUGGUGUCCUUGGAUGGAAGAGUGUUAGCCAUGAUGCCACAUCCUGAACGUGGAAUCACGCGAGAAUCCAUGAGCUGGCGUCCAGAAGCAAGUACACAAGCAUGGAACGGUCAUGGACCAUGGCAAAGAAUGUUUGAAAGCGCACGAAAAUGGGUGGAUAUGCAAAGCAAAUAAAAUAGAAAUGUGUAAAAAUACAGUGAAUUGAUUAUAAUCGGACAGGUAUACUAGUUUUAAC